AUGCACAAACAUCUUAUGCUCACGAGACAUAACAGUUUUGACAGUCUUGAUGAUGAUACCAAUAGUGACUUGCAAAUGACACACCAUCACAGUACUAUUCUUGAUGCUCUCAAUGAGCUAGAACUCAUGGAAGUUGAUGAUAAUCCCAAUACUGAUCAAACAGACACCGACGAUGAUGAAUCACAAGAACUUGAAAUACUAGACUCUGCUACAGGCCCUAUUGUACCACCAAAGAUUCCUACCCCCUCCUUCUACAGUGUCAAAGAAAUGAAAAUGAGAUCCCUGAUAGGUGGGAAUGACAAACCUACUACUCCUGUCACAAAGGAUAUCUCAUACAUGGUCUCUAUCCUCUCGGCUAGUGAAAUGAAGAAGGCCAAGAGCAAAUGA
This is a messenger RNA of Suillus subaureus, 387 nucleotides long. RefSeq lists its product as uncharacterized. NCBI's taxonomy places the organism in Eukaryota, Fungi, Basidiomycota, Agaricomycetes, Boletales, Suillaceae. The transcript has 2 exons. Bases 1 to 387 code for a protein of 128 amino acids. The record is from RefSeq and is a predicted model, not a curated record.